AACUUUUCUGGAGAACGUUUGAGCAGGAGCCUACACAUAAAACCUUCGCCAGGAAUUGGCGAUACCUACAGGUGUGGGUUUUUAGGGGGCCUUCAAUAACUGUUUCCAGGUGUGUGUGACGGAGACACUGCAGAGACCAGGUUGUAAAACUGUAGAGGUAAAGGAGAUUAUCAUUCAGAACGAGCAAAUCCUUCACACAGAAACACGAGACGUUGCAGUCGUUUAUGUGGGAGAUGGAGUGGAGGGAGCCCUCAGCUAACUGUGAUGCUGCCCGUUUAGAAGCACAGAGAUGGAUGGAGGCAGUCACUAAGAAGAAGUUUGGGAGCAGCAACUUCCGGAGUUCUCUGGAGAAUGGAGUUCUUUUGUGUGAUCUAGUUAACAAGAUCAAGCCUGGCAUUAUCAAGAGAGUUAACAGGCUUUCCACACCUAUUGCUGGCCUUGACAACGUCAACAUCUUCCUGAAGGCUUGUGCCAGGCUAGGACUUAAAGAAGCCCAACUCUUCCAUCCAGGAGACCUGCAGGACCUAUCCACACGUGUAACUGUUAAGCAUCAGGAGGCUAGCAGGAGGCUCAAAAAUGUUCUGAUAACGAUAUACUGGCUGGGCAGAAAGGCACACAUUGAUCCUUUGUAUAAUGGACCUUACCUAAACCUGAAGGCUUUUGAGGGAUUACUAGGCACAAGACUAUAUAAGGCACUAGAAGAUUGCACGUCUCCACGGGACAUUGUGAGAGAGUGCGAGUUUGGAGACAGCUGGUACUCAGAGAAAAAGGCGAUUUUUCCACUGCAGGCCGGACACAGACGAGAGGACUCUCUGGACAGUUUAGACUCGCUUGGCUCCAGGACUACCAGUACAUCCUCAGAUACCACACUCAAAGGCAGCAGUGAGGGUUGUGGCAGUGACCCUGAAGCAGAGCUGGGCUUCAGAAUGUCAGUAGACAAGGACUCAGUCAGCUAUCGCCGUUCGCUCACUGUUACCCCUAAGACCACCACUCAGUUCAACCAGUUCCUGCCCUCCAAAGACAAGCAGUCGGGUUAUGUACCAGCACCCCUGCGCAAGAGACGCGCCGAGCGCCAUGACGACAACAGACGUAGCUGGGCCAGUCCCAUGUUCACCGAGGAGGAUGGAACCUUUUCUAGUGUUGACAGGUCAGGUACAGGCCCCUCCACCGCCAGUGAAGCAAACACCCAGAGUUCUGUACCAACCACCCGCGUCGCUUGGGUAUACGAGUACGAGAGCAGCGAUUCGGACGGCGACCGCCCGGACCCUGACCUGGUCCUGGAUGACUUGGCUAGCCGUAGAUUUCACAGCCCUUCUCCGGUCACACCCACCAACUUCGCCUUACCCAUGAGCUCAGUGGAGUCCCCGGCUAUGUCCCGAGCUUCAUGGCCACAGGUCACUGUCACUAACGUCCCCCAACAGACGUUGACCUAUCUCAGCAGUGAGUCUGGGUCUCCUCAGAAGGCUGCUAGGAGGCCUGUGUCUGCGGACGUCUACAUGUAUGAGGACUCGGAGGAAGAGGAUGAUGAGAUUGGUUAUGCUGACCCCGUUCAAGAUGACCUUUAUGCACGUAAAGUGGGCCUGAUGGCCCAGACCUCUGCUACUGUACGCUAUGAUAAAUUUCUGCCCAAGUUUUGGACACCUGAGGAGGAUGCACAUGUGCAGAAGAUCAAACUAGGAUCUCAGCGUCGGCCUUGGUACAGAAAGAUCCAGGGCUUCAGCCGGAAGAAGUCUGGCUCAUCCUCGGAGGACUCAGACUGUGAUGUGAAUCCCUGGCUGUGUGUGCGCUCUCCCUUUCGCUCACACUCUGAACCCCCUCCCUCUUACCCCCACACACCUGAAGCCUCGGCUCAGCCCCAUCUCCCCACAGCCCCCAGGUCCAGAUCACAGUCCCACAUACACCCUCCCAUGCAGCCACUCACAGCUGCUCAGCCAAGCGCCGGACCCCCCAGAUUAGAGCUACCUGAUUUCUGGCCCAGGCCAGACCCCACCUCAGGCCCGAGCCUCUUUAAGUGUGAGCGACACCCCCUCCGGGGACGUGAGAACCCCAAGGACCCCUAUAACGUGUCUGAGGACAUCCUACCUGAUUUGGCAAACGAUGACAUGUUCACUCGCCGUACCUGUGCCUUCCGCUCCAGCACCGAGCUGGCCUGGCUAAAAUAUGGAGACUUCCUCACCUCACAUCGCCGGUCAGAGCCGUACAUCCGAGUGGUCAUCCAGCCCCGUAGCGGCCAACCAAUGUACCCAGACAUCGAGAGAGACGAUGUGCUGUACCGAAGGGUCCUGCUUCAGUCCACACAGCGCCCCCCUUCAGGAGCGCCUGAUAACUACCACCCUGUGCCCCUUCCAGAGCCAUGGACACUGCCUCCAAAGCUUCAGGCCAAGCUUCUGUGUGCCCCAUGCCCUCCACCACAGGAGCAGCCAAAGCCAUUGGAGAUACAGAGCGAGGCGGACCACCUGAAAGCAGAUGAUAUGCUAGUCAGAAAGCUGAGGAUGGUGCACAUCCAGGGCAUGCAAAGUCAGAGUACUCCCAGCGUAACUUCAUCCUGCAGCGAAGAGGACCUGCAGAAAUGGCGGGCCAUCAGAGAGGCCAGCCGUCUGAGAUAUAAGAAGAGGCUGAUGGUGGAGAGACUGUUGCAAAAGGACUCGAAUAGUGAUGGGAGCAAGUCGAUGAGUGAUAUUGCUGUUGAGCAGGCAGUAACAAAGCAGGUCCAGUAUGAGCAGCUGCAGAAGGUCCGAGAGCAGAUGAGGGAGAGUGAGGACAAGUGGCAGGAUGAUCUCACCAAAUGGAAGAACAGGCGCAAGAGUGUUAACUCUGAUAUAAUGAAGAAAAAAGAAGAGAGGGAGCAGAUAGAGAGCCUCACUUCAAACAGCAGCACCAGGAAAUCCAAAACCUUUAAAGAGAUGGCAGAGGAGAGGGAGAACAGAGGGCCGGGUAGCUACAGGAGCCGCUUCAGCACCUUCUCCACUUCUGACGACCAGGACGUCUUUGAGGAACCAGCGCCCAGGAGCAAGACAUUACCACCGCGCAGCUACACCAUCGAUAACCCCUAUGCUCUUGGAGACAAACCCAUGGUGCACUCUCUGUCUAGCCUGAGUGAUGAUGAGCCUUUGGCUGGCAGCCUGGCAUCAGACGAAGCAGAUUCUCCACAGAGUCCUCUUAAUACCAGCCCAGGGAACAAGUCAAAGAUGAGUAGCAGCAGUAAAGAAAAUCAAACCAGCAUAUCCAGCAGACGCAACCUCCUAGAUGACCCAAUUCCAGCCAGCAUCACCAGCAAGCCCAGUCUAGCAGAGCCCACCAGCAGCAGUCGGUCCAGCAGCACCAGCAGUCCUCCACUGGAGUCCAACAGCAAAUUCAGCAGCACCACCAAGCCAGUCAAGUCCAGCAGCUCCAUUCGCCCUGUGCCUCAACCCAGGCGUCCCUAUGGAAGGGUGGAGGAGGAUCAAAGCCAGGCUUCUUUGUAUAUGCCCGAUUCAGUGGAGAAAAAGCAGCCGGAGGUGGCUCGAGUUUCCGCCUCACUCCCCAGGAGCUAUCAGAGAUCAGAUAGCGCACGACUCACCUCCGUUGUCACGCCCAGGCCUUUCGGCACCCAAUCCAACAGGGUUGCCUCUCUGCCCCGAGCCUACACGAUGGAUGACUCUCACAAGCGCUUCAAUGGUGAGGCAGAGAGGUCAGAGAAACCAACAGUUCCUAGCCGUUAUGCACCAUUCAUGAAAGAAGAUGAGGCUCACUCCCAGUCUAGUUCUGCUCAUAGCAGUAAUGAGGAUGAGGAGGAGGAGGAAGAGGAGGAGCAAGUGGCUCCAUCUACACAGACCAUCUCCUCUGUCACUCCAGUCAGCAGAGUGUCUCCACAGCCCAAAGCUGUGUCCCCUCUCAACAAUGCACAGCAGGAAAGCUAUAGUGACAUGAGAAUCAGCUUGAAUCAGAAACCUGGCAGCAGUCGUGACUUUGGCUUCCAGAGCACCUGGGACUCCACAGGGGCUUGUGUCAAAUCAAUACAACCAGGCAGUCCAGCACAGCUGUGCCACCUGCAGGUGGGGGAUGAGAUCUUAGCAGUAAAUGGACACAAGGUGGCAGACAUGAGCUAUGAGCAAUGGAAGAGCAGUAUGGAUCAGGCCCUACAGCAGGGCAGCCUACUAAUGGACAUCCGCAGACACGGCAAGAACAACUGGGGCAGAGACCUACCUUCCCUUCCAUUUAAAAGCCAUAAGACGAUCAAUCUGACCAGUGCGGAUCCUCUAGGUUCCCCCGAGACAUACCCCAACUCCAAACUGAGCUUCACCUCCCACCCGGCCGUGGACACUGCCGUGAAAACUCUGAAUGUCAGCUCCCAAAAUGCCAGUAAUCUGGCUCCCAAUGGCAUAAAUGGUGGGAUCCGUGAGGAGCCGGUGACUCUGAGGAACAAAGAAUCAGAACCCAUUUCAUUGAAAAACUUAAAAAGGAGGUCAGAGUUUUUUGAACAAGGGGGAUCUGAAACUACAAUAUCAGAUUUGCCUGUUCCUCCUCUCUCUGCAUCCUCCAACCGUUGGUCCUGGGACCCUGAGGAAGAGCGCAGGAGGCAGGAGAAGUGGCAAAAAGAGCAGGAGCGCUUGCUGCAGGAGAAGUAUCGUCGGGAUCAGGAGAAACUGGAGGAGGAGUUUAGAAAAGCCCAGCAAGAGGCUCUGAAAGAGGGCACAAAACAGUAUGAAGAGGAGAUGAGGAGCCUAGAGCUGGAGCGGCUCAGUAUCAACACCUACUCUCCUCUAUCUCCUCUCAGCCAGGCCAGUCCUUCAUUAGAGGAGCAGGAGGCCUCCAGACUGGCCCUCCAAGAGGAGGAAAGAAGGCAGAGAGAGGAGAACCAGCGUCUAGAGGAGCAGAGGAGAAGAAAAGAGGAACAGGAGCGCUUGGAGGAGGAAAAGAGAAGAAGGGCAGAACAGGAGCGCUUAGAGGAGGAAAAAAGAAGAAGGGUAGAACAAGAGCGCUUUGAGGAGGAGAGAAGAAGAAGGGAGGAACAGGAGCGCCUAGAGGAGGAGAGAAGAAGAAGGGAGGAACGGGAACGCCUAGAGGAGGAGAGAAGAAUAAGGGAACAGCAGAAACGACUAGAGGAGGAGAAGAAGAAGAGGGAGGAGCAGGAGCGUCAGCGUAAGGAGGAGGAGCGGAGGCGCCAGGAGGCCCAGGAGAGGCUUCAGGAAAAUGAUGUGGACUAUGGCAAUACCACUAUUUUUCCUGAGCUAUCCUACUCAGACAGGUUGAAGUCAAAAUCUACGCCAGAGCUUGAUGAAAUGGGAAAAGCAGACACUAAAGGUGUGUAUAAAAAGCACAGGGGCUUGGCUGACUGGUUCUUGGAGGAAGAAUUAAGAAGAAAGAAAGAUCCUCAUAUCCUGAGACAGCAGGCAGCAUCUGAGCUGGAACUAGAGAGGAGAAGCAUCCUUAAUGCUAUGAGAUACAGAAACCCGGAAAGAGCUAUAAGUGGUGGUCUGGGAGAGAAGAAAGAGUCAUUAUCUCAAGCUGAGUUGGAGAGGCAGCAGAUCAUUCAGGAGAUGAAGAAGAAGACUCCAUUACUGACAGACAGCAGCUGGAUCCGCCAGCAAAGCCCAAACAGCAACACCAGUAAAGAACCUAUCAGUCUGCCCAUGAGGAGAGGUGAGUCUUUGGAUAAUCUUGAUUCAGCCCGCCCCUCCUGGAGGUCGUCAUGGACACCAGGCAGCACGUCCUCCAUCCCAGAUUAUAGCCGGCCUUAUUCCAGCUCCUCCUCCCACCGUCCAGCCUCCGCCACACUGCCUGCAUCCCAGUCCCUGAGCUCCCUCAGGCAGUCGUGGGCCACGUCCUCCACUCCUGCCCAGGUCCCUAACCGACAACCAGAGCCUCAGUCACGGAACAGGUCAGUCAGUGGCAAGAAAAUCUGUACUUUCUGUGAAAUGCCCCUGGGCAAAGGAGCGGCCAUGAUCAUCGAGUCCCUGGGGCUCUGUUAUCAUUUACCUUGCUUUAAGUGUGUUGAGUGCAAGGCUGAUCUUGGAGGCUCAGAAGCUGGAGCUGAAGUCAGAAUACGAAACAAACAGCUCUACUGUAACUCCUGCUAUAUGCGAGUCAAAAACGGGCAGCCCACUGACAUGUGACCUCACUGGGUUACAGCAGAUUGAGGAGGAACCUACCCCAUUGAAGUAACCACGAACACUGCAAGCAUUGCCACACGUGCGAACGAUAGGAAAUUUUGUCGAGCUGGCCAUCGAGAUUACACAAUCAGCUUUUUUUUCUUUUGUUUCACUUAUGAAAGGGUGAGAUUAAUAAAUGUGUGCGUUUCCAUAAAAGUAUUAGAGAUUGCUUGUACAGACUAUGAGGGACAUACAUUUACUUGGAACCUAGCAAUGUAUUUGAAAGAAUUAUUGCAUGCCGUGUUCUUAACAAAUGAAACGUGGAUGAUUUCUGGCUGGCUGAACGGAUGUCACUCAAGUUUAUAAAGAGUGGUAGAAUCUGCUGUUUUGUCACUGCUUGUUGAGGCUAUCUGGCUAUCUUUAUGAGUCUUUUGUUAUAUUUGGUGUGUUGUCAAAGAUAUCCUGUCCUUCUGUUCAUUUUUGUGCCUUUCUGUUUAUGAUGGGGAAAGAUAAUUUAGAAUAAACGCAUUAAGAAUAUAUUUUAAAGUGGCAUGGUUUGUAGGUGAAGUUUUAUUUGUUGAUGGCAUCCAGUUUGAGCAUGUAAGGCAUUUAAGCAAGAUUUUCCACAGAGUAAAACAAUCUCAUACAUACAGCAAAAAAGAAAUUGUAUUCUCUAAUAUUUGUAAAUAAAGUUACCAAAACUGAA
Messenger RNA from Colossoma macropomum (tambaqui), 6777 nucleotides. RefSeq names its product LIM domain 7a (gene lmo7a). The transcript is spliced from 35 exons. Gene Ontology annotation, molecular function: protein binding. Lineage: Eukaryota; Metazoa; Chordata; Actinopteri; Characiformes; Serrasalmidae. The record is from RefSeq and is a predicted model, not a curated record. The coding region runs from base 225 to 6095 and encodes 1956 amino acids. Gene Ontology annotation, biological process: regulation of cell adhesion; regulation of signaling.